UCAGACUUCAAAGUCAUCCUGAACCCCAGACCUUGAAAGAAGAAUUUCUUCUUUUCCCUCUAUGCCGCCCCGGUAAUUCUGUCUGAUUUCUGUUCCGAGUCGCACAAAAGAAAUCGCCAGAGACAAUACAGCCCGGAGAGAAUGCACUAGUGCGAUACUCGAACAUUGUUCCGAAGUCACAGGGUCAAAGCGAAAGCGGGCGCCAAAAUCAGACCUGCUCACUAAUUUGACAACCAGCGCGGGGCUUAUUCCCGGCUCACUCAAAUACUCAAUCAGUCUAUGUUUACCUCUACUGUUCUGGUACUCUGGGGACUGGAAGUCAUUCUCGCCUGUUCACAAAGGCUCCAAAAUGUCUUUCGACAUGGCUGUUCUCCCGGUCAAGAAGGAUGCACAAUCCCUGAAGAGUCAAUGCCGCAAUGCGCCUUGGCAAGACACAGCUCGUCCCAGUAUCAUCACAGAGCAAAUCAAAACUGAUACUGCCUUCACGUCAAAGGGAUCUGUGUGGAAUGACAUGGCGGCUGGACUACACGGAAAGGGGCAAUCUUCUCGCCUCAACCUUUCUAUAGACAGUCUUCACUGGUUCCGAUAUUUUCCCGCCAGCCCUCCGGUCCCAAAGUUAGAAAAUCUGACGGACGUAUUUAACCCCGUUACACUGAAGCCUUCGUGGUUGAAGGGGUAUCAAAGGGGUCCUGUUAUCCUGGCUGAGGCCCGAGAACUCGAUUGAAGAUCAUCAUAAAGCAAGUACCUAAUGCGGAUGGGCAAGUACCACUUUGUUGGGGACCCCUGAGAAGGCUCUGGCAGGCAUGCACCGAUGCUGACCAACUGCACUAUCAUAGUCCCAGGGAUCGGUCGGCGCCGAGUUUCCAGUAUUCAAUGUGUGUGGCUGUCCCUGAUGCUCGGUCCUUCGCAUCAAUAGAGACUAACUUAUGUGGACAGCAAGCGCCCCACGACUCUACUCGGCAAAGUGUUCCAAAGUACAUAUCAAGAGUUGUACGGGAGGGAUAGCUCCCUCGUAUUCCUAGAGCUAGGUAGCACGUCAAUCCUACCUUAAUCUAAACCUUUGGGCCGAGUCUCGGAAACCUAAAAAGCUCGGAUGUGACGGGCUGGCCCGCGUUUGCGGGUGACAGCGGGAACCAACAGCAGCACACCCUUCUCAACUGGGCUGAAAGGCCGGGUCUGAGAUUUUUCGCAUGAAGUACGUGACUAGCUUACAUUGCUGGCUUCAAGCUUCACUACAUUUGGGUAGCAUUGUUUUCUUCACGGAUAGAGUCAAGAAUCCAUACUCUGACGAGCCAAUUGCGCGUAUAGUACUGGAGCAAUUUUUGUCACUUUCAUGCAACCGAAUUACGAGAGCUCCAGCCUCCAAUAAGGGUAUGAUCUCAGGCAAGUCAGUGAGCUUCUUCAAUAGAUGUGACAAUCAAUGGGGGUGAUUGGCAAUUGUUCCAUUUUUGAUGUGGAAAACUGGAACAAGACUGGGU
Molecule: messenger RNA, 1478 nt
Organism: Colletotrichum scovillei
Lineage: Eukaryota; Fungi; Ascomycota; Sordariomycetes; Glomerellales; Glomerellaceae
Exons: 1
Coding region: 350-724 (124 amino acids)
Source: RefSeq, a predicted model, not a curated record